Oryza sativa Japonica Group (Japanese rice) is the source of this 1353-nucleotide messenger RNA. Lineage: Eukaryota; Viridiplantae; Streptophyta; Magnoliopsida; Poales; Poaceae. The record is from RefSeq and is a predicted model, not a curated record.
GACCGCCAUUUCGGUUUCCUCCCCGCAGAUCCAAGAAACGCCACCCAGACGUAAGAAAAAGAAAAAAAAACAGUGUCAUUGCUACAUAGAGAGACAUGAGAGGUGAACAAAACCCCCCAGAAUAAACACAGGCUUUCCUUCGUUUCAAGGAAGAACACACACAGAGAUAGAGGUGAAGAGCGAGAGAGGGUAAUAAACCGUUGUGUCUCACUGGGGGAGGGAAUGAUGUCCGAAGGCGAGGAGCACGGGUCGCUGCUGGAGAAGAUCAACGACAAGAUCCAUGAGUUCAAGAAGGGAUCGUCGUCAUCCUCGUCCUCGGACUCCGACGACGACAAGAAGCACCACCACAAGUCCAAGUCCAAGAAGAAGCGGCUCUUCGGCCGGACGAACCCGCUACAUCACGUCCUAGGAGGAGGCAAAGCUGCUGAUCUUGUGCUGUGGAGGGACAAGCAGACGUCAGGGAGCAUCCUGGCGGGAGUGACCGUGAUCUGGUUGCUGUUCGAGGGGAUCGGCUACCACCUCCUCACCUUCUUCUGCCACUCGCUCAUGGUCUUCCUCACCGUCUGCUUCGUCUGGGCCAAUGCCGCCUCCUUCAUCAACAGGGGUCCUCCAAAGUUCCCAGAUGCAAUUCUGUCUGAAGUCCAAUGCCUGAAGAUUGCUCAUAUUCUGAGGAAAGAAAUCAAUGAGGCCUUCUUAACAUUACGCCAUGUCGCCUCCGGAAAAGACCUCAAAACAUAUCUUAUGACAGUUGCAGGCCUCUGGUUCGUUUCUAUAAUUGGGAGCUGCUUCAGCUUCUUGACUUUGUCUUACACCAUUUUCCUGAUGGCAUACACACUGCCAAUGCUGUAUGAGAAAUACGAAGAUGAAGUCGAUGUCGUGGGCGAGAAGGCCCUAAUCGAGCUCAAGAAGCAAUAUGCAGUGCUUGAUCACAAGCUUCUCUCAAAGAUCCCAAUGUUAGCUGAGAAGAAACAGCACUAAACUGAUGCUUUGAAGACCAAAGCCCCUUAAUUUGCAUGUUUCAUCUUCAGCUCAGCACAUCACCAAAGUAGUCUAUUUGGGUUUCCUCUGUCAUCUUAUAGCAAUAUUUGGGAUGACAUCAGAUAGAAAUGGUUUUGAUUCUCGAGCAUCCGAAAACCGGGUUUUUUUUUGGAGCACUAGUACGGAGAACACUGUAGACGGUCACAUGGAGUAGUUGCUUAUGUUCCAGUAACUUUCAGUUCAUAUUUUUGAGCUUCUGUUUGGUCACAAGAUACAUAUGACACACAAUUUACUAUGAUUAUUAUUUGCAUGUAUUAUUUGAGGUAUUCUGAAUGCUGAAGACCAUACUAAUUAGCAGAUUAAUUCAUUUUGGUC